Coregonus clupeaformis (lake whitefish) is the source of this 400-nucleotide messenger RNA. Its product is annotated as glutathione synthetase-like. The coding region runs from base 2 to 271 and encodes 89 amino acids. The transcript is spliced from 2 exons. Gene Ontology annotation, molecular function: ATP binding; glutathione synthase activity; glutathione binding. Lineage: Eukaryota; Metazoa; Chordata; Actinopteri; Salmoniformes; Salmonidae. The record is from RefSeq and is a predicted model, not a curated record. Gene Ontology annotation, biological process: glutathione biosynthetic process. Gene Ontology annotation, cellular component: cytosol.
AAUGGCUACCAGUCCCAGUGGGGUUCCAGAAGAGGUGUUGAUGAACACUGAACUUAUAAAGGACUUAGUGGAAGAAGCUAAAUACUUGAUAAGGACUAAAGAGACCCCCAACUCAUCUGAGGUGGUGACCUAUGCACCGUUCACACUCUUCCCCUCGCCAGUGCCCAAGGCUAUCUUCCACCAGGCUCUAGCAGUACAAACACACUACAACCGACUGGUGGACAAGAUCAGCCAGGACUCAAGCUUCCUGGAGGAGGCUCUAGCCAGGUAAUACAGAACUGUAUGGCCAAGCCGAAAAGACUAGUGCAAUAGAGGGAUUCUAGACAAUUUAAGGGUGCGCUCCUUUUUUUUAUUUUAACAGCACUAUCAAAGUGGAUGAUUUCACUGGCAGUUUAUUCAA